AUGGAUUGGCUCAAGAGCUUCUACUAUGACAAGAAGGCCCAGGUCGUGCUCUUCUCGAGCACGGCAAUAGCCCUCUAUGGCUACGACCAAGGAAUGAUGUCCCUGAUCAACACCAAUCAGGACUACCUUCGCACCAUGGGAAUAGCGGAAGAUGAUGCUCAAGUCGGUGUCAUCGUCUCGGUCUACUAUCUCGGCUGUGCUGUUGGAGCGGUCUUCUUCAGCUGGCUGGCCGACAAGUAUGGCCGAAGACCUGGUCUCUUCGGCUCCCUAGCAGUCACGAGUUUGGGCAACCUCUUGAUGUUCGUGUCCGGUCUCGGCUAUACUCGAGGAGCCCUCGUGGUCAUGUAUCUUGGACGAAUCAUCAUGGGCCUUGGUGUUGGUGGUGUCGACAGCGUUGUUCCAGUCUAUAGCUCAGAGCUCAGCUCCGAUCAUGCUCGUGGCAAGGCAAUGGCACAGGAGUUCCAGAGCAACAUCUUCGGUUUGAACAUGGCUUUUGCCAUCAAUCUGGGUGUGACCGUAGCCUUGGGCAAGUCCAAUCAGUGGGCUUGGAGAAUCCCCAUCAUCGCGAUGCAGAUCUACCCUGUUGGACUACUGGCUGUCAUCGAACGCUUGCCGGAGAGUCCUCGCUGGUUCGUCUUCCACGACAAGUACGACGAGGCACAGCAAGCCCUGUACAAUAUCGAGGGGGAAGACGAGGGGAAGAAGAAAUACGACGAAAUGGCCGAGGCUGCCAGCAAGGAGAGAGAUGAGCAAGUUUCCUACACGGACAUGUUCACUCCUGGCCACCCACAGUUUCACCCUACCGUAAUUACUAUAAUGGGACAGAUCAACCAAGCAUUGACGGGCUACGGAGCCGUGUCUGUCUACGGCCCUCAGAUCUUCGAGCUGCUGGGCUAUCCCACUCGGGAGUCUGAAUAUCUGACACAGGGAAACUACAUCUCCUACUUCAUCCUCAUGACCUUUGCCUGGCUGUUGGUCGAUGCUGUCGGUCGCCGAUCUGUCUUGCUCGGUGGCUCUGGCGUGCUGUCCAUCAGCUUUUUCCUGCUCGCCCUCUUUGCCGGCUUGGCUUCCAACAAGAGCGAGCUAGGCAUUCCACUUCAAGCUGUUGCCAUCCCCGGCAUCGUGGUCCUCUACGUCGCUACUGGAGCCUUCGGCAUCGGCUGGCUCGCCACGAUCUGGCUCAUCCCAACUGAGAUCUUCCCCACCACAGCCCGAGCACAAGGCACCGCCGUCAGCGUCAUCAUCUGGGGCCUGGCAAACUUUGCCGUCACUCUUCUCACGCCCAUCAUGUUCAACAAUCUGAAAUACUGGAUCUUCCUGGUCUUCGCCAUAACCAACACGUUUGCUGGCACCUGGACGUACCUCUACUGCCCCGAGAGCGGCGGGCGGAGCUUUGAAGAGAACCAAGAGUUCUUUGAGAGUGCGAAGGAGGAGAAGAGUUGGAAUGUGAACAAGGUUGAUGAAGGGAAGUUCAAGUACCUGCCGUACCCAAAGCCGGAUGGAGCGAACGGGGAGACGCAGCCGUUGUUGCGAAGAGUGCAUGAUCAAGUUGGGUAG
Molecule: messenger RNA, 1557 nt
Organism: Saxophila tyrrhenica
Lineage: Eukaryota; Fungi; Ascomycota; Dothideomycetes; Mycosphaerellales; Extremaceae
Exons: 5
Coding region: 1-1557 (518 amino acids)
Biological process (GO): carbohydrate transport; transmembrane transport
Cellular component (GO): membrane
Molecular function (GO): carbohydrate:proton symporter activity
Source: RefSeq, a predicted model, not a curated record